AUGGCCCAACACAAGAUCCACGUGGCCGUGCUAGACGCCGACAUUCCCUGCCUCUCGGUAUAUAAAGCGCGAGGUCUAUACAGCUCGCAAUUCCGCGUCCUUCUGCAAGCAGCCGCCCAACGCCUGAAUAAAACGCCCGAAUCCCUCCAAAAUGGACCUCUCGCCGUCGAUGUAACGGCCUUUGAUGCCGUAGGUGGGUCCUUGCCUCCGCUGGAAACCCUACGAACCAACCCCAAGUCCCCAGCCGAGCUUCACGCUGGCGGACCACUGAGUCCAAUAGACGCGAUCCUGAUCACAGGCUCAGCAUCCUCAGCAUACGAAGACCAGCCCUGGAUCCGCACAAUGCAAUCCUACAUCCAAACAGUGCAUACACACUAUCCAGACGUAAAGCUCUUUGGCUCCUGUUUCGGGCACCAGAUAAUCGCUCAAGCCCUCCUCAGCACCAACGCAAGCCAUCCACCGACAUCAACUUUCCACGUUGCGCACUCCCCAACCGGCUAUGAAAUGGGAAUCCAGCCCAUCACCCUCAAUGCCUCCUUCACCGCGCGCUUCCCGCCUCUUGCGCGCGCGACAGCUCGGAGUCCAUUCCGCAUACAGCUGAUCCACGGUGAUGCGGUGGUGCCAACACGUGAGGCUCAAGCUGCCGCGGGCGAAGCAGGCACCUCGCUGCCGGCACCGUGGUCUAGUAUCGGGAGUAGUGAGCAGUGCGCUAUCCAGGGUCUUUAUAACCCCGGCCGGGUCCUGACGUACCAGGGUCACUUUGAGUUCGAUACUUUUGUCAACGGGGAGCUUGCGCAAGAGUUUGGGCGCCGUGCAGGUUGGUCGGCGGCUGUUGUAGCAGAGUAUCUGGAGCUGAUUUAUCGCUCGCGUGUUCCUGGGUUAGAGGACGAUGAUGAUGCUAAGGCUGCCGCUGAGGCAGUUUUGUUGUUCUUUGCUGGGGAGGAUGGGGACUUGACGGGCUGUUGUGGCGGUACUGGUAUGAUUACACCUCCGCUGGAUUGA
Molecule: messenger RNA, 1002 nt
Organism: Penicillium robsamsonii
Lineage: Eukaryota; Fungi; Ascomycota; Eurotiomycetes; Eurotiales; Aspergillaceae
Product: type 1 glutamine amidotransferase
Exons: 1
Coding region: 1-1002 (333 amino acids)
Cellular component (GO): cytosol; nucleus
Source: RefSeq, a predicted model, not a curated record